AUGUUCUGUAACAAAGGCUUCAGCUGCCUCCAGAAGGUGGAGAUCCACCAGAGGGUCCACACAGGGGAGAAACCCUUCAGUUGUACCCAGUGUCACAUGCGCUUUGCUGAGGCUGGCAACCUGAAGAGGCACCAGAGGGUCCACACAGGGGUGAAACCCUUCAGCUGUACCGAGUGUCAUAUGCGCUUCGCCCAGGCUGGUGACCUGAAGAGGCACCAGAGGGUCCACACAGGAGAGAGGCCAUUCGGCUGUAUGCACUGCGGGAAGAGGUUCUCAGAGAGGAGAUACCUAAGGAUACACCAGCAGAAAAUCCAUUCCACUCUUUAACAUAAAAGUAACCAUUCUACUCGAUAGCUACCUGGCUAGCUAAGUAAACAAUCUAGCUAGCUGUAAUGUUUAGAAGUAUCCCCACUAGCUGGCUACUAGAUUACCAAUAUAACAGUUGGGGCUAAAGCUUUUUGUAGGGACCCAAGGCAAGCAACUCUUGCGUGUAUCAGUGAUGGACACUAGCUAUAAUGUAGACCAAUACUUUUAUAGCAAUAUAGCUAGCUAACUACUAAUACAAUAGCCCAACUUAUUGCACAUUGUUUUGAUAAACUGGUUAGAAUAAGGCUGUGACUUGGUCAAAUCAUAAUCUGUACCAAAUGUAUUGCCUAUCAAUUAGGGCUGGGUGAUAUAUCAAAUUAAUUUGAAUUAAUGAAAUUAGUGUUUUUGCGCGAUAUUCCAAAUGCCUGUAUCGCAGAAUCAAGUUUUUUUUGUAUUUUUCGUUUUUAUGAGUGUUUAU
Molecule: messenger RNA, 784 nt
Organism: Coregonus clupeaformis (lake whitefish)
Lineage: Eukaryota; Metazoa; Chordata; Actinopteri; Salmoniformes; Salmonidae
Product: protein krueppel-like
Exons: 1
Coding region: 1-327 (108 amino acids)
Biological process (GO): regulation of transcription by RNA polymerase II
Cellular component (GO): PcG protein complex; transcription regulator complex
Molecular function (GO): RNA polymerase II cis-regulatory region sequence-specific DNA binding; DNA-binding transcription factor activity, RNA polymerase II-specific
Source: RefSeq, a predicted model, not a curated record